UUUCUAUUCAAUAUUGCAGGAGACGUUUCAGGUGAGCGAGGGGAGGGCGACAGGUUAGGUACAAGUGCUUUUCUUCACGUUUGGGAGCGAGCGACUUAUGGGUCAAUCCAACAACCACGACUAGCAAGAUGGAUUAAAUACAGUGAUUUGUAAAGAAGUACUCCUCGGUCUAACGGGUGAAACUUUAAGUACUGGAUAAGCCACAGCCAGGCUUUUCAUUCGUCUUCGAUACGAAAAACAUGGCAUCAUCGAGUUCUUCUUCCUAUCCGGGUGGCUACGACCCGUCCGCUACCGCUGAUCCGCGAUUUUCUACUGGUGCUUACUUUGCAAGGGGCCAAGUAGCAGGAGAAGCGCCAGCACCACAAUCAGCCGAAUACUAUCGGGAUAAAACGCAGGAGAGUUUGCGGAAAACCCUCAAUACCCUGAAGGCAACGGACGAGGUCGCGACGAAGACAUGCUUGCAGUUGGACGAGCAAACAGAGCAGAUUCAGCGAGCGCAGUCUUAUGCCGAUACGGCGGAGUCGAACCUUGACACGAGCGAGAAGAUUCUCAAAAGCAUGUCGUCGUGGUUUGGGUCUCUGCAGGGUGCUUUUUCAUCAACUUUAGACUCAAAUGAGAAAUUUUUGGAAGAAAAGGCGAGGGCGGGAAAGCCAAAUGAUACACGUACACAAGGCACAACAGGGCAGGAGCAGCCACAAGAGUCAUCCAUCUUGGGCAGUUUUUUCGGUGGCAGCGUGGGAGCCAGUGCUAGCUCAGCCACUGAGCUGUUCAACAGCGUAUUUUCGACUGGAGGUUCAGCAAGUAGUGAUCCUGGUUUUACGGCGUCUGCUUCAAAUCCUUCUUCGUCAUCAACUGGAAGCAAUUUUGGACCAUCAGGAGCAGGACUUCCUCGCGCGCCACCAAGUGCACUUGGUGGUGCUGGAAAUAUUACAAGACAACUAGGGCCAGCUACAGGCGAGGAUGAGGAUCUGGCAAUGAUGGAGCAGCUUGUUGGAGGUCUCAAGGAAAAGUCUCAGGCAAUGGGGCAGGCCCUCUCUAUGCACAACCAAAUGCUGGAGAGACUAAACGACACGACCGACCGGAAUAUCCAAAAGAUGGAUCAUAAUCAGAUGAAAAUGAAACAAAUUCUCAGAUAGCAUUCUCGUCCUCCUGUUUAGUCGCUACCCAAUUUACCAAGCGAAACCUUAACCGUCCUAUAGAUACAAAGACAAACAACAAGAACAAUGAAUGUCC
Molecule: messenger RNA, 1233 nt
Organism: Amoebophrya sp. A25
Lineage: Eukaryota; Dinophyceae; Syndiniales; Amoebophryaceae
Source: the annotation of a GenBank genome assembly